AUGGGAAACUAGGAAAUCAAAGGAAGCUUAGGAUAAGGCUAGGGUUAUAGAGUAAUAUCAGUUUCAGAUGGUUCUCCUUGCCAUUAGGCAGGAAUUAAUUUCUUUACUGAUUUUAUCGUUGACAUUAUUCCUGCAGGAUAAAAUAAUGAGGAAAAUGCAGAUGAUAACAAUAUUUUAGAAUUUAAUGGAGAUGGAUAGUAUGUGGUUGAUGAAAAGAAAGAUUUUUUUUAAAUUGUUUCUGAACACGAAAAUAAGCAGCUUAAAAUGGUUAUAUAUGAUAUUUUGCAAAGAAAGAUUAGAAUAGUGAAAGUAGUGCCUAAUAAAGAUUGGUCUAAUCAACAAAAUUUGCUUGGUGUUAUGCUAAGAUUAGAAAACUACUUAAAUUCCCAUGAUAACACAUUUAAAGUAGUAACCGUUGAUGAAAACAGUCCUGCUAAAAUUGCAGGCUUAUAAGCAAAAUAAGAUUACAUAAUAGGAUUAAAGAAGUACAAGUAUGAAGGAUUGGAUGAGUUAAUUAAUAUUAUAUUUGAUAAUGAAGGCUAAGAAAUAGAGUUAGUAGUUUUCAACAUUAGCGAUAAAUCAGUCAGAAGCGUUAUGCUUAAACCCUAAAUGAAUUGGGGUGGCAGAGGAUUGAUCGGGUGUGAAUUUGGAGGUGGUUAUUUAAAUUAAUUACCUGUUAUUUUAGAUGAAGCUGCUGAGCUUUAAAGAAUGGAAGAAGAAUAAAAAAAAUUAGACUCGCUUAACAAAUUUAUUCAUAAGAGUGAUCCACCAGCUCCCAAAUAAUAGCUUUCAUCUGAUCCUCCACCCACUAAUAUUCAAGUUUAGUAAGAAUAGUAACAACCUUCUCAAAGUGGAUCCAAAAUUGUUGCCCAUUAGCUUCACUAAAUUAAUAUACUUAGAGCUAAAAAAAAUUCUCACCACGAACAUGUGGAAGUAGUUCAUAACAAAGAUCCAUUUGCAGUUUAAAGAAAGUAUUCGAAUGAUAUUUAAUAGUAAAAUGAAGUGAAAAGUGUUGAUACAUAAAAUUAAAAUGUAGAAUAAAACAACAGAAGAAAUUCAUCUUCCUAGUUUAAUUAAAGCUAAUAAAAUGGUUAACAGUAGGAAAACAGAUAGGUUUCAAAGUCUUUAACUAGCCAAAGCAUUCAAAACAAUAAUAUAAAUCAAGCUCAAAAUCCAGAAUAAUUUUCAUCUAAUAUAUUGGAGAGAUAAAAUGAAACCAAAGAAAAAAGCAAAUCUUAGACAUUUUAAUAACAAUAGUAAGUUGUGUUUUAAAAUGAUGAACUAAUAAAUUAAUCAAGAAAAGAAUCUCUUAGCAAUAGGCAAUACGAAUUUGAGGUUCCAAAUAUAUAGAAAAAAUAUAUAAUUAUGGAAAAAGAUUUAUUUAACUUAAAAAUCAAAUUACAAAAUUAGCAAUUAGUUAUAUGA
Tetrahymena thermophila SB210 is the source of this 1425-nucleotide messenger RNA. RefSeq names its product GRASP55/65 family protein. Gene Ontology annotation, molecular function: protein binding. The transcript is spliced from 3 exons. Gene Ontology annotation, biological process: Golgi organization. The record is from RefSeq and is a predicted model, not a curated record. Gene Ontology annotation, cellular component: Golgi apparatus. NCBI's taxonomy places the organism in Eukaryota, Ciliophora, Oligohymenophorea, Hymenostomatida, Tetrahymenidae.